AUGAGCCCCCCUUCGGAAAACAGUGGUGGCGUGGAGGAAGAUACGGUUAAUGAACAUAGUGUUCUUGGAAAUGGAUUCGCAGAUACGUUACAAGAUGUGGGCGCAGAGGAUGUAGAGCAUCUGGCUGAAGGUCGAAUUGCUGAGCUGUUACAAGAGGAGAGGGAUGAGGGCAUUUUGACGCUGCAGAAGCUUGGGAUUGGUACAAAUCGGUACAAGCAAGUCCAAGAAGUCGAGAAUGCGUCUGAGGAUGGAUCCGCAGGGGUACCUCCUCAGAGGAUCAAUAGUCCUAUAGGUUCAAUCUUAUCCACUCCAGACGACACUCCAUCUAUUCAGGGUUCUGUAUUAUCUUCUCCUGCUGAGAGUGGUAUACUACCAUCUGUCGCAUCCAGGCCUGGUCUUGAUAGUCCUACUCCAUCAUUCCGACCCUUUGACAGACGAUUUUCCUCACGUCUUUCCAUAUCAUCCUUGAUUGUUCCUCGGCCCGGUUCGCCUGGAUUCAUGAGACCACAUUCGCGACAGGCAUCAAUGAAUAGCCAGAUGCUACAAGAUGCAGGGGACACGGAUACACCAUCUCCACCUUGGGAGGUUGUUCGAUGGACAAAAUUGAAGAAAUUAAGCGGACAAGCCUUUUCUGAAAUUGGUAAACGUAAUUUUGGCACAACAACAUGCAUAGCAGUCUCUGCAUCCAUAGUACUAGGCACAUCGAAAGGAGUAAUUUUAAUCUUUGAUUACCAUCAAAAUCUCAAGUCUAUAAUUGGGCCGGGCACCAAAGCUGUCGAAUCUGGUGCGGUGACAUCUAUUACCAUAUCCGCUGAUCACCUUGUGGUUGCUGGCGGCCAUGCUAACGGCAGUAUCUUUACCUGGGAAACGGCAAGAUCAGCUCGCCCGUUCCUCCAUAUUCCAUGUCUUGAGCCUUCCCAAUUAGCCAAUCGUAGCGCUGACGGCCAUGCUCCAAACAUCGCGAUCCGACAUUUGGGGUUUCUAGGCACCAGACACACGGCCCUUGUGUCUGCAGACGAUCGUGGGAUGGCCUUUUCGCAUCUUGCAACAAGAGGUAUGGGUGCCGUUGGGCGCACAGUCCGGACUACUAGGAUACUUGGUCGGUAUCCUAACGAUAUUGGCGUUUCCGGGAAGCCUCGAAAACCAAGCACGGUUUUGGCGUUUUCACCUCUCCCACUUGGAAAUGUAGAAAAGGGAACUGAUACUCUAGGUUUGACUGCCAUAUUGACUCCCUAUCUACUCGUGAUUGUAUCUACAACUCCAAUCGCUCAAACUCAACACAAAGCUGCUCGACCGAAAGAGGUUGCUGCUCAUAGUGCCAUGAGUGGUUGUCUUGCAUGGUUUCCUGCCGUCAAACUCAAGGUUCCAGACCCUAACGAUGGUAGCCAAAGUUCUAAAGUCAAGCUAGUAUAUUGUUGGUCCAAUAUUCUGACAGUAUUGGAUGUGGAAGAAACUCCAUCUGAAGAUAAGGAUAAGCCACCAAAUCUAUCCUUUAAACCUCGUAGUCGCUGGAAAGCAGAAGAAGCUAUUGUUGCUGUUCAGUGGCUUAGUCGAUCCGUGCUCACGGUACUGACCAUUACACAACGCCUAAUAAUUCUGGAAGAUGUAAGUAUGCGAAUGACUGAAGCAUUCGAUCUGGUGCAUAAGCACAUAUUUCAUCAAGAUUUGUUCUCCGAACAACUGCAUACCUUAGUGGAGCAAUUAGACGAGGAAGAUCCGUCUAUGCAUGGCGUUGUGGCAGAUGCAUUUUAUAUGAGCUUUAAGGCUUACAAGAGUCGGAUGUUCCUGCUUGGCUUUAACGAUGUUUCAAUUGGAACAUUAUCAAAUUGGGCAGACCGCCUAAUCGCAUUGAUGGAGGAUGGUGAUUACAUUGGAGCCAUUCAAUUGGCGACAUCUUAUUACACUGGCGAUGCUGACAAGUUGACUAUUGGUCUGCCCGAGGAUACUGCAUUGCGGCAUUCUAUGGUACAAGACAAACUGGUCGAGAUCAUGACUGCUUCUCUUAAAUUUGCUUUCGGUCAGCGGCAGAAAUACCCGGCUGCUACAGAUGACCACCUCAAGCAAUUGGCUGAAGCCUGCUUCGAAGCAUCUCUCAGCAUCAACGAUAUUGAUUUUCUAUUUGACGAGGCCUUCGAAUGGUACGAGGAUGGGAAUUCAGAGGGUAUUUUUCUCGAGGCUCUGGAACAAUCUAUAUUGGAUCAACGCAUAACCUCAAUACCACCUACUGUAGUAAAAUCCAUGGUUUCCUACUUCGUUAGCAAAGGGUUCGAAAGUCGUCUAGAGGAAAUGAUUUGUCAUAUGGAGACAGCAACAUUAGAUAUUGACGAGGUCACCACUCUUUGUAAACAACACGGUCUUUACGAUGCUCUAAUAUACGUCUGGAACCAAGCAUUACACGAUUACAUAACUCCCCUCAUUGAUCUUCUCACAUUAUUAAUACCCCUUGUUCAAGAUGGAGAAUACUUUCCAAAUAGGAACGUGAUGGAAGAUCCCAUCUUUGGUGUCAAUGCAUUGAAGAUGUUUCCAUACAUGUCAUAUACGUUUACGGGCCGAGUCUACCCUAAGGGCGAUCAACUUGAUGAACAAGAAGCCAUGAAUGCUAAAGCCGAACUCUAUUGGUUUCUGUUUUCCGGAAAGACGAUUUCUUGGCCUAGAGGAAACACCAAACCAUUCUUGACAAAGCCGAACGAAGAUAUCGAGCCUUCAUUUCCGUACUUGAGGAUGGUUCUCAAAUUUGAUGCGCCCAGCUUUCUCAGUGCUUUGAAUGAGGCAUUCGAGGACUCCUUUCUUAACGAUACGCCAGAACGAGCUGUCAACGGUGGCUCAAAUCGUGAUAUGUCGGAGGAGCAUGUGUUUGGCCUUUCCGUCAAUAGGCAGUAUAUCGUCACAAUACUCCUAGAGGUUAUGAAUGCUAGCGAAUUUGCGUCGGAAGAUACUAUCUAUUUGGAUAUGUUCAUCGCUCGAAAUCUCCCGAAAUUUCCGCAAUACUUACUACUUUCUGGGACAGCUCUGCACAAAGUUUUGACGGGCUUAUGCAAUUAUCCUGGUGAAGAUCUUGCGGAUGAUGCUCAACUCAGUGCAGAAUACCUGCUUUCGGUAUAUCAUCCAACUGAUCUAGCAUUUCUGAUGCCAUUAUUCCAGAAGGCAGGUUUCUAUCGAGUUCUCAAAAGUAUAUACAAAGCAGAUAAACAGCACAGCCAACUCGUUCAGGCAUAUUUUGAGGAUCCCGAGGAUCGAGAAGUUAUCUUCGAUUGUAUAGCUGACAGCUUGAGACCUCGUUCUGGAUUGACAAAACGACAGGUUCGGGAGGUACAUGAGGUUAUUGAGAAGCAUGCCAGUGAUCUGGUUAAACUGGGUGCCGAAAAGGCUGCCUUGACGAUCCAGAAUUAUGCUCCUGUUCUCCACCAAAAGAUGUUAGCCUCCCUCCCUGAACUCUCAGAGGUGCAAUAUAUUUAUUUGCACAGUAUCAUGGAGAUGGCAACUGGACAAGACGAGAGUCCAAAACGCUCACCCCCCAGUGACUUCAUUGAGCAGUAUGUUCAACUCAUGUGCAGAUAUGACGCUCAACAUGUGGUGGAUUACGUUGAAUUGGUGCAAGCAUCUGAUCUCCGGCUUGAGAAGGUUUUGCCUUAUAUGGAAGAGAGUGGCGUUAUCGAUGGUGUUGUGGUAUUGAUGGCUCGUGAAGGUCGGAUCAGAGCUGGUAUGGAUCGACUGAUAAAACACUUGACGAUAUUAGAGACUACUCUGGUCGGUAUUUUAGGCGCUUCGGUCGAGGCUAUGCAGUCUAUGAAUGCAAGUGAUGCUGUGGAGGAUCUUCUCACUGCUCUUCAAAAGUAUAUCAAUGUGGGAAUUUGGUUAUGCCAGCGUCAAACGUCGCCACAAUCUAAUCAUAUAACCGCAACUCCUAAUAGAAGAAAGUCAUCCGGGAAAUCCGAACUUCUUCCUGAAGAGGUGCUUUGGCUGGAUCUCAUAGAUAUCGCGGUACAAAUAACCCGCAAAUUGUCUCCGGGUCUGGAAGACGCCAAAGCAUCGAUGUCUGAUGAAGUGGAUCGUGAGAAGCUUAUCGCUCAACUCCGCACCCUUGUUCAGCGAACAUUUACAGCUCUUCUAACCUCGACAUCAACGCCAACAUCUUCGGGUGCAAACUUGUCUUUCUUACGUAUUUUACGAGCAUUUUUGACCAAAGCAUCAAUUUCGUCUCCAAAUCUUAGUGAUCUACGUGCCGUGCUUGCUUCGGUAUUCUCUGCAUAUGCUUAUGAGGAGAGUAUCCUAAGUUUAGCAAAUCGACUACUCGACAAAGACCUUUUCGUCAAUGUCCAAUCUGCGACCCAUCUUCGCCAAAGAGGAUGGAGACCGCGAGGCUCCACUUGCGAAGGUUGUGGUCGAAGGGUAUGGGGGCCAGGCGUCUCGGGCGAUGUAUUCUCCCACUGGGAAGAACGGCAUGAACAUGAGGAGCAGAAAAGAAAGAACAAACAGACUAUUUUGAGCGGAGGAGCUACGGAACGAGGAAAAGGAGUAGCUCCAGCUAGAAGCGAACGUUUGUCAAUGAUUGAUGGGGAGAGUAGCGGGAAUGGUAAAAGUAAAGGUAAAGGAAAGAGCAUGGAUGAAGAGUCGGCAGGAGGACCUCGGGAUGAAUUGGAUGGUCAACGAGAUGGCAAUGACAAUGAGGAAGAAAUGGGUCGGCAGGAGUUGGGGCCGUUGGUGGUGUUGGCUUGUAGACAUAUUUAUCAUCGGACUUGUUUGGAGGCAAUGCAGCCGGACGAUGAUGCGGCGAGGCAUGUACUUCACGAUGGGAGGGAAUUCAGGUGUCCAAUAGAUGGGUAG
Messenger RNA from Sclerotinia borealis F-4128, 4824 nucleotides. The record is from the annotation of a GenBank genome assembly. NCBI's taxonomy places the organism in Eukaryota, Fungi, Ascomycota, Leotiomycetes, Helotiales, Sclerotiniaceae.